UCCGGAGCAGGAGAACAUGAGUGAGAACUUGAAGGACUGUUUGAUCCAGACCCAGGCUUCCCUAGGGGAGAUGGUGACGAUAAAAACAGAGGCCUGCUCUCCACACCGGGACCAGGAGUAUGGACAGCCUUGCUCUGGAAGGCCUGACCCACAGUCCAUGGAAAUGGAACCCAAGAAGCUGAAAGGGAAGCGGGAUGUAAUCAUGACCAAGAGUUUUCAGCAAGUGGAUUUCUGGUUCUGUGAGUCCUGCCAGGAGUACUUUGUGGAUGAGUGUCCGAACCAUGGCCCCCCGGUGUUCGUGUCUGACACCCCGGUGCCCGUUGGCAUUCCGGACCGGGCAGCGCUGACCAUCCCGCCUGGAAUGGAGGUGGUCAAAGAGCCCAGUGGGGAGAACGACGUGCGCUGUAUGAACGAGGUGAUCCCCAAAGGUCACAUCUUUGGGCCCUAUGAGGGGCAGAUCUCUAGCCAGGACAGGUCUGCAGGAUUCUUCUCAUGGCUGAUCGUUGAUAAGAAUAACCGCUACAAAUCCAUUGAUGGGACAGAUGAAACCAAAGCAAACUGGAUGAGGUACGUCAUCAUCUCCCGGGAGGAGAGGGAGCAGAACCUGAUGGCCUUUCAGCACAGCGAGAGGAUUUACUUCCGUGCCUGCCGUGACAUCCACCCUGGGGAGAAGCUGCGGGUCUGGUACAGCGAGGAUUACAUGAAGAGGUUGCAUAGUAUGUCCCAGGAAACCAUCAACAAUUUCACAAGUGGAGAUAAAAUGUUACAGAACGACAAGUCAGAAAAGAAUGUAGAAAAUCAAGAGGAUGCAAGGGGAGCACUCCAGUUCGCUACCUUAAAGCAGGGGAAGAGCCCCUACAAACGCAGCUGUGACGAGGGGGAAUCCCACCCCCAAACAAAGAAAAAAAAAAUUGACCUCAUCUUCAAAGAUGUCCUGGAGGCUUCUUUGGAGUCUGCCAAGUUUGAGGAGAACCAGUUAGCAACAAGUACACCACUUUCCCUCAGAAGAGCAUCUAAAUACCAGGCUGAAGACAUCUUUGAGCAGUGUGGCAGUGCCAUGCAGCAUGGUUCCCUAAGCCUCAGCAGAAACCAGAGUGAGAGGGAAUGGAGGGUCCCUCACAGCUCCUCUUUCAUUUCAGCCAAGGAGAUGAGCAUCCUUGAAGAUGAGGAAGAAGAGCCCCUGUCACUUAAAGCAGACAGCCCAACCGAGCUGUCACUGGCCUCUGCACAAGGCAACUCCCAUGAAAUGCCCACCACAUCCUUCUGCCCCAACUGCAUCCGGCUGAAGAAGAAAAUCCGGGAGCUGCAGGCUGAGUUAGACAUGCUGAGAUCUGGCAAGUUACCCGAGGCACCCGUGUUACCGCCCCAGGUACCUGAGCUCCAAGAGUUCUCAGACCCCACAGCUUCAGAAAGCAUCAUCUCAGUUCCCACCAUCAUGGAGGAUGAUGACCAAGAGGUGGAUUCUGCUGAUGAAUCAGUUUCCAAUGACAUGAUUGCUGCUACAGAUGAGCCUUCCAAGAUGUCUUCUGCGACGGGCCGGAGGAUACGGCGCUUCAAGCAAGAGUGGCUUAAAAAGUUUUGGUUUCUGCGGUACUCCCCGACACUGAAUGAGAUGUGGUGCCAUGUCUGUAGGCAGUACACAGUGCAAUCUUCUCGGACUUCAGCCUUCAUCAUUGGCUCUAAGCAGUUCAAGAUACACACGAUAAAGCUGCACAGCCAGAGCAACCUCCACAAGAAGUGCCUGCAGCUUUACAAGCUCAGGAUGCACCCAGAGAAGACAGAAGAGAUGUGCCGAAAUAUGACCCUGCUCUUCAAUACAGCCUACCACCUGGCCCUGGAGGGCAGGCCCUACUACGACUUUCGGCCUCUGGCAGAACUACUGAGAAAGUGUGAACUCAAGGUGGUGGAUCAGUACAUGAACGAAGGAGACUGCCAGAUCUUGAUUCACCAUAUCGCCCGGGCUCUCCGAGAGGACCUGGUUGAGCGCAUCCGGCAGUCUCCCUUCCUCAGCAUCAUUCUGGAUGGGCAGAGCGACGACCUCCUCGCAGAUACAGUUGCGGUCUAUGUGCAGUACACGAGCAGUGAUGGGCCUCCAGCAACUGAAUUCCUGUCUCUUCAGGAACUCGGCUUCUCUACAACAGACAGUUACCUCCAAGCAUUAGACCGAGCUUUUUCCAGCCUGGGAAUACGAUUGCAGGAUGAGAAGCCAACUAUCGGCUUGGGAGUUGAUGGUGCUAACAUUACCGCCAGCCUGAGGGCCAACUUGUUCAUGACGAUCAGAAAGACCUUGCCCUGGCUUCUCUGCCUUCCCUUUAUGGUGCAUAGGCCCCACUUGGAGAUUUUGGAUGCCAUUAGUGGGAAGGAACUACCCUGUCUGGAGGAGCUAGAAAACAAUUUGAAGCAACUGCUGAGUUUCUAUCGUUAUUCUCCCCGACUCAUGUGCGAGUUGAGGCUCACUGCUGCCACUCUGUGUGAGGAGACCGAGUUCCUGGGGGACAUCCGAGCAGUGAAAUGGAUCAUUGGGGAGCAGAAUGUGCUCAAUGCUCUCAUCAAGGAUUACCUCGAGGUUGUGGCCCAUCUCAAAGAUAUCAGUGGCCAGACUCAAAGGGCAGAUGCUUCUGCCAUUGCCUUGGCCCUCCUGCAGUUCCUGAUGGACUACCAGUCAAUUAAACUCAUCUACUUCCUGCUGGAUGUGAUUGCUGUGCUCUCACGCCUUGCCUACGUCUUCCAAGGGGAGUACCUUCUUGUGUCGCAGGUGGACGAUAAAAUAGAGGAGGCCAUCCAGGAGAUCAGCCGGCUAGCAGACUCCCCUGGGGAGUACUUGCAGGAGUUUGAGGAAAACUUCCGUGAAAGCUUUAAUGGCAUUGCUGUGAAAAAUCUACGGGUGGCUGAAGCCAAAUUCCAGUCGAUCAGAGAAAAGAUCUGCCAGAAGACCCAGGUGAUCCUAGCCCAAAGGUUCGAUUCCCGCAGCCGGACAUUUGUGAAGGCCUGUCAGGUAUUUGACCUUGCAGCUUGGCCCAGAAGCACUGAUGAGCUCAUGAGCUAUGGGAAGGAGGAUAUGGUACAAAUAUUUGAACACCUGGAGACAGUCCCGUCAUUUUCCAGGGAGGUUUGCAGAGAGGGGAUGGACACCCGAGGGAGUCUGCUGAUGGAGUGGCGAGAACUCAAGGUGGAUUAUUAUACCAAAAAUGGUUUUAAAGACUUGCUCAGUCACAUUUGUAAAUACAAACAGAGAUUUCCCCUCCUAAAUAAAAUAGUUCAGAUCCUCAAAGUCCUUCCCACCUCUUCGGCCUGCUGUGAGAAGGGGCGCACCGCCCUGCAGAGAGUGCGCAAGAACAACCGCUCUCGGCUCACGCUGGAGCAGCUCAGUGACCUGUUGACGAUUGCUGUUAACGGGCCGCCCAUUGCCAACUUCGAUUGCAAACGGGCACUCGACAGCUGGUUCGAGGAGAAGUCGGGCAAUAGCUACGCGCUCUCGGCCGAAAUGCUGAGCAGGAUGUCAUCUCUUGAGCAGAAGCCGAUGUUGCAGAGCAUGGACCAUGGCUCUGAGUUUUACCCUGAUAUUUAGGAAGGAAUG
This is a messenger RNA of Ficedula albicollis (Collared flycatcher), 3577 nucleotides long. It is a transcript of the gene PRDM11, whose product is annotated as PR domain 11. Gene Ontology annotation, molecular function: protein binding. The transcript is spliced from 8 exons. Lineage: Eukaryota; Metazoa; Chordata; Aves; Passeriformes; Muscicapidae. The record is from RefSeq and is a predicted model, not a curated record. Bases 17 to 3568 code for a protein of 1183 amino acids.